Messenger RNA from Dipodomys ordii (Ord's kangaroo rat), 1020 nucleotides. It is a transcript of the gene Mageb2, whose product is annotated as melanoma-associated antigen B2. NCBI's taxonomy places the organism in Eukaryota, Metazoa, Chordata, Mammalia, Rodentia, Heteromyidae. Gene Ontology annotation, cellular component: nucleus. Gene Ontology annotation, biological process: negative regulation of transcription by RNA polymerase II. Bases 1 to 1020 code for a protein of 339 amino acids. The transcript has a single exon. The record is from RefSeq and is a predicted model, not a curated record.
AUGCCCCGGGGACAGAAGAGUAAACUCCGUUCUCGUGAGAAACGGCGCCAAACCCGAGAUGGGCCUCCUCAGAAUCUUGAAGAUGCUCAGGCUACUACAGCAAAGGAAGAAGUGGCCACCUCUUGCUCUGAUGAUGCUGCUUCAGGCACCUCAGCCACUGGCUUUUCCCAAAAGUAUCAGCAAGCUCCACCUAAUGCUGUGGCUGCUGUAGGCAUUUUACCCAAAAAGUCUGGUAAAGGUAGCAGGAGCAGAGGGGCAGAAGGUGAGCAUACCUCUAAGGCUGCAGUGGCCAGGGAUAGAGGAUGGAAAGAUCUGCUAAUGAGGAAGUCAGGGCUGGUGAUGCAAUACCUGCUGCUCAAGUAUAAGAUGAAAGAGCCCAUUCUGAAAGGGGAGAUGAUAAAAAUAGUCAAUAAAAGGUUCAAAGAGCACUUCCCUGACAUCCUCAAGAGAGCUUCUGAUCGCAUAGAUCUGGUCUUUGGUCUUGAGUUGAAGGAAGUCAAGCCUAAGGGUAACUCCUAUACCCUAGAAAACAAGCUGGACCUCAGCGACAAUGAGAAUCUCAUCGGUAACUUGGGUUUUCCCAGAACCGGGCUUCUGACACCUCUGCUGGGUGUGAUCUUCUUAAAUGACAACUGCACCACAGAAGAGGAGAUCUGGGAAUUCCUGAAUACCUUAGGAGUCUAUGAUGGUUGUGAUCACUUCAUCUUUGGAGAUACCAGGCAGCUCAUCACGCAUGAUCUAGUGCAAGAGCAAUAUCUGGAGUACCGUCAGGUGCCCAACAGUGAUCCUCCUCGCUAUGAGUUCCUGUGGGGUCCCAGAGCCCAUGUUAAAUCCAACAAGAUGAAAAUCAUGGAGUUUUUAGCCAAAGUUAAUGAAGCUGAUCCCACUAUUUUUCCAGUCCAUUAUGAAGAGGCUUUGAGAGAAGAGGAAGAAAGAGUUCAAAGUGAAACGACAACCAGCCGUGGCACCAGUGCUAAAGCCAAAUCACGUCGUAAGGUCAAGUCCAAAAACUCUUCUUAG